Molecule: messenger RNA, 1155 nt
Organism: Ectocarpus sp. CCAP 1310/34
Lineage: Eukaryota; Phaeophyceae; Ectocarpales; Ectocarpaceae
Source: the annotation of a GenBank genome assembly
AUGGAGCGCAGAGAACACCCCCUCCGCAGCCUCCUCGGCGCCUGCUCCUACAUAUUCAACUCCGCCCUCGAGAUGACCGCGGGGCCCCCCGACGGCUCGUCGGCUCCCGCUAGCCCUACGUCGCCGUUCAAGGGCGGGGUUGUUGGAGAGGAGGGCCAGAAUUAUGGGGGGGUCACCGCCGCUAUCUGUGGAGACAACCGGGCGACGGCGGCGGCGGGUUCGGGCGGUCAGCAAGGCUGGGAGGCGUUCAACCGGUCGAUGGACGGCCGCGACGAGGAGGUGCGGAAGGCGGCGGCGGGGGCGGCGGCCGGCGGGGAGAAGGUCAAGGAGCGGGAGCUCCCGGCCCCGAUGCUGGAGGUGCUGAAGGUGGCGCUGUCGCUACUGCGGCGGCUAUCGAACCGGAACCUGACCGCGGCGGGGCCGUUUGCGUCCACGAUGCAGAUGUGGCCGUCGGGGCAUCCCCAGCGGCGGGACUGGGAGGCCGCCCUGGCCAUGGCCGGCGAGCCCCCCCCGUCCAUCGACGCGGCGUCGUCGUCGUCGUCAUCGUCUCGUUCGGCGUUGGCACCGGCGUCAGCGUCCGCAGCAUCGGGGUCCGCAGGUUCGGGUGCGGCGGCGGCGUCGCGAGGAUGGUCAACGUCGGCAGCAGCAGCGGCUAUGGAGGCGGAGAUGGCGGCAAUCCGCCGGCACGGUGGUAGCGGUGGUAGCGGUGGUGGUGCAGGUCGCGGCGGCGGCACCGGCGGUGGCGGCGGCGGCGGCGGUGUGGAGGAAGAAAAGGGCGAGACCGACCCCGAGCGAAACGGCGGCGGCGGCGGCGGCGGAGACGGUGACAAUAACGACGACGACGAUGACGGUAGCCCACCGGAGGCCGGAGGCGCAGCAGCGGCGGCGGCGGCGGCGGCGGCCGCUGAUACCACCGCCGGGAGGAGCGGCACAAUGUCGCCGCCGCAACCGCAGGCACCGGGGACUCCGACCCCGAUGGCCGUGGCAACGCCGAUGGCUGUUGAGCCGCCGUCGACCCCCGACGCGCCUUCGCGAGCAGCGGGAUCGAGAGGCGGUAGUGGGGCCGCCGCUACUGCUGAUUCCACGCUUGCCGAAGGCAGAAAUCAGUCGUCGAAGGUGCGGCAGGGACUUGUGAUUAAGAAAAAAAAUGCGUAG